GUGUGAGAUUCUACCGCGUAAUUGGCAUAUGAGACCCCCCCUCCUCCGUAUCUAUAGGGCGUGUGUAAAUUAGAGUGAGCGUGCGGCUGCGGGUGCGCCUGAAAGCGGUGGAGGGAGCCGUUAUCCACUACGGCGAAUUUGGACGGCAUUGCACUUGAAUACUUUAGGAAGAGAGAGGACCAGGGACAUGUAGUGCAUAUAGAUUUUCUACACUGGAAUAUAGACACACGCAUACUCAACCGCCCCCUUCUCUCUCUCUCUCUCUCUCUCUCUCCUCCCUCUCUCUCUCUCUCUUUCUCUCUCUCUCUGUCCCUCGUUCCCCCCACACCACUAUAACGGCGCGUAAAAUAUAUUAGUUAAUUCAACUUUAUGCCAUGGCUUCCAUAUUUUGAAUGGCUCACUUCGUUCGUGGAUUACAGUUUAAAUUUUCCAUUUUGCAUCUUCGGAAUAUUGAUUGCGUCGACUCCAACUGUGAACAAAUUCUUCUCUGAUUGGUGAGGUAAUAUUUUUGCGUGCCGACAGACUGUCGAAACGCGAAGACCACGUUCAAUGCCGUUGGAACAUGUCCUAUGUUCCCUUUCAAGAUGCGAGGUGUGCUGUCCCCCCCUCCUAUCGCUCCCACGCCCUCUCCUUCGCUGCUCCCUCCUACGACCACCCUGGCUGGGACCCCCGUAUGCGCGUGACCUCCGGAAAUCAGCUCUACAUGUUGGACCAGGAGGAGGUACACCCGUUGCUGAUGCGUGAGCGGCGCUCAGAGUCUCACAGGAACAAGCUGCUGCGCAGAACAGUCAGCGUUCCUGUUGAGGGGAGGCACCAUCCAGAGAUGGAAAACGCUCGCGUCAGACGGAAGAGCAUAGCCACCGGGAAGCAGCCGAGCAUGGAGACCCCUCCCACUGCCCCCCCUCAACCCUUCCGACAAUCCGUGAGUAACCCCCCCUCCCGGCCUCGCUCGCUCCCCCCGUCCCUCUCUCUCUCCCUGCCCCCGUUCGAGGACCCGCCAUACCUGCUGCCGAGGCAGCACAUCUGCCGGCGAGGGUCCAGCACGCCUCCUCUCCCACGCUCGCUCCCUCUCUCCCCGUGCCUCUCUCUCAUGCUCCCUCCAUCGCUCCCUCCCUCGCUCCCGUCCCCUUCCCCUCCCUUCGCUCUCUGGGCAGGGGACUGGAGGCUCGCCGGCUCGACCCACGGGGCCGUCACGCCGUUUAUCGCGCCGUUGCCCUCCGUGGAGAGUUUCCUGAGCCGCCGACUGAAGGGUUCCAUUAAGCGGGCCAAGAGCCAGCCCAAACUGGACCGCACCAGCAGCUUCCGCCACAUGAUCCUGCCCCGGUUCCGCAGCGCUGAUCAGGAGAGGACUCGCCUGAUGCAGAGCUUCAAGGAGUCCCAUUCCCAUGAGUCCUUGCUGUCGCCCAGCAGUGCCGCGGAGGCCCUGGACCUCACCCUUGAUGAGGAUGCCGUCAUCAAGCCCGUCCACUCCAGCAUCCUGGGCCAAGAGUAUUGUUUCGAGGUGACUACAGCUUCAGGAACAAAGUGCUUUGCGUGUCGCUCAGCCGCAGAAAGAGACAAAUGGAUCGAGAAUCUUCAGAGAGCCGUCAAACCCAACAAGGACAACAGCCGGCGGGUGGACAACGUGCUGAAGCUGUGGAUCAUCGAGGCGCGCGAGCUGCCGCCCAAGAAGCGCUACUACUGCGAGCUGUGCCUGGACGACAUGCUGUACGCGCGCACCACCAGCAAGCCUCGCACCGACACCGUCUUCUGGGGCGAGCACUUCGAGUUCAACAACCUGCCCGCCGUCCGCAACCUCCGCCUCCACCUGUACAAGGAGACCGACAAGAAGAGACGCAAGGAGAAGAGCACCUACUUAGGCCUGGUCAGCAUCCCCAUCUCCAGCAUCACCGGUCGGCAGUUUGUGGAGCAGUGGUACCCCGUCAUCCAGCCCAGCGUCCUGACCAAAGGAGGCGGCGUGGGGGGAGGCAAGAUCAUCAACGCCUCCCUGCGCCUCAAGUCGCGCUACCAGACCAUGAGCAUCCUGCCCAUGGAGCUGUACAAGGAGUUCGCCGAGUACGUCACCAACAACUACCGCACGCUGUGUGCCGUGCUGGAGCCCCUGCUGAGCGUCAAGAGCAAAGAGGAGGUGGCCUGCGCCCUGGUGCACAUCCUCCAGAGCACAGGCAAGGCCAAGGACUUUCUUUCAGAUAUGGCCAUGUGUGAGGUGGACCGCUUCAUUGACAGAGAGCACCUCAUCUUCAGAGAGAACACCCUGGCCACCAAAGCUAUAGAAGAGUACCUCAAACUGAUUGGACAUAAGUACCUCAAGGAUGCUUUAGGUGACUUCAUCCGAGCCUUGUAUGAGUCUGAGGAGAACUGUGAGGUGGACCCCAUGAGAACCCCUCCCUCUGUCCUAGCUGACCACCAAGCCAACCUGCGGAUGUGCUGCGAGCUGGCACUCUGCAAGAUCGUCAACUCCCAUUGCGUGUUCCCUCGCGAGCUCAAGGAGGUCUUCGCCUCCUGGAGGGUCCGCUGCCUUGAGCGCGGUCGCGAAGACAUCGCCGACCGCCUCAUCAGCGGCUCGCUGUUCCUGCGCUUCCUCUGUCCGGCCGUCAUGUCGCCGUCGCUCUUCAACCUCACACAGGAGUACCCCGACGAGCAGACGUCCCGCACCCUCACCCUCAUCGCCAAAGUGGUGCAGAACCUGGCCAACUUCUCAAAGUUUGGGACUAAGGAGGAGUACAUGGGCUACAUGAACGAGUUCCUGGAGAUGGAGUGGGGCUCCAUGCAGCAGUUCCUGUACGAGAUCUCCAACCUGGACAGCGUGACCAACGCCGUGGCCUUCGAGGGCUACAUCGACCUGGGCCGCGAGCUCUCCAUCCUGCACAGCCUGCUCUGGGAGGUCAUGGCCCAGCUCAGCAAGGUGCUGAAUUCACAAGACGCCAUCAUCAAACUCGGCCCAUUACCCCGGCUGCUUAACGACAUCAGCAUGGCCCUGCGCAACCCGCACCUCCAGAGGCAGCCCAGCCACCAGAUGGACCGGCAGCAGGAGCGGCAGCAGGAGCGCCUCCGCUCCAGGCCCAGCUUCAACCGGGGCGUCUCCUCGGACUUCCAGAACCUUAUGAUGAGGGACCUUAACAGUUCCAUAGAUAUCACCCGCUUGCCUUCCCCGACCACCGCCAUAUCCAGUGGAGGUGUGGGCGUUCCAUCAAGGGCUGGAAUGGGGGCGUUCAUGGAUCGGGACCACCCUCAUCGAGCCUCAUCGAAAGACGUCUUCUACGUGACCCGUCCCCCUUUGGCCCGGUCCAGUCCCGCUUACUGCACGAGCAGCUCCGACAUCACCGAGCCGGACGCCAAGGACUCGCAAAUGAACAGCGUGUCUAAUCUACAGUCUGUGGGGGAUAUUCUCAACUCCUCCUCCCAGGCCUCGCUCUCUGGCCUCGGCUGCUUCAGUGGCCUCGGCGGCGGCGGCAGCGGAGGCGGGAGCGGUGGCCUGGGCGGAGGUGGCCUGGGCCAGCAGCUCCGUGCCGGGGGACGCCUGUCGGCCGGCUCGGGGGGCUCCAGCAUCUCCGGCGGGCUGCGCGUGACUCAGCUGAGCCAGAUGGGCGCCACCACCGACUCGCUGUCCCAGCAGCAGCAGCAGCAGGCGGCCGCCAUGCGCUACCCCCUCUCCUUCCAGAACCCGCUGUUCCACCUGGCCGCCGACGGCCCUCAGCACCCUCAGCACCACCCGCACCACCAGCAGCAGCACCAGCACGGUGGCCGGGCCCAGCCGCCACCCCCGCUGCUGCUCGCCCCCGAGCCGGACGGCAUGCACCCGGCCUACACGCCGCAGUUCGGCCGCAGCGGCUUCUCGCGCAGCGAGGACCUGUCCACGCUGCGCACGUCCGCUCACCUGGGCCAGCCCAGCAUCAUACACUCGCACAGCUACAGCGAUGACUACACGCGCCACAGCCAGGCCGACUACAACCGCCGGCAGCUCUCCAUGCAAAUGCAGGAAAACCUCCAGCAGCAGGAAAUGAUGGGCAUGGCGUCCCAGACUGGCACCUCCCACUCCUCCUUGGCCUCGCCCCCAACCACCGUCCAGCCCGUCCGUCAGAGCUCCAUGGCCCCGGCCCCGGGGCCGCAGCCGGCGCAGCGAAUGAAAUCCCAGACGUCGCACCAGCUGUCCGUCAGCUCGGCCGCCGCCUCCACCCCGCCCAAGCAGCGCCCGCAGAGCGGCAACCUCCUGCAGUCGCCCGAGUCCGCGGGCUACGGAGGCCGCGGGCAGCAGGCGCCGCCUCGGCAGCAGCUCUCCGUCAAGGACAACACGCCGCCUGGGCUGCCCCAUCAGCAGAGCUCCGCGCGCGAGAGCCAGGGGUCGCAGGGGUCACAGGCGGGCACCCCGCAGUCCACACAGCAGUCCUCCAAGCAGCAGCAGCAGCCCCAGCCCCAGCCCCAGCCCCAGCCCCAGCAACAGCACCUGCUCAAGCCCACCAUCAGCAAACAGGGUUCUCAGUCCCCCUCCACCCUCAACCCUCACACCCCGGCCUCGGAGCGGACGGUUGCGUGGGUGUCCAACAUGCCCCACCUGUCGGCUGACAUCGAGAGCUCGCGUAUCGACCGAGAGGACUUUAAGCUGAAGGAGUACUCUAAGAGUAUGGACGAGUCUCGGCUUGAUAGGGUGAAGGAGUACGAGGAGGAGAUCCACUCCCUGAAGGACCGUCUGAUGAUGUCCCACCGCAAGCUGGAGGAGUACGAGCGGCGCCUCCUCACGCAGGAGCAGCAGACCAAUAAGAUCCUGCUGCAGUACCAGAGUCGCCUGGACGACAGCGAGCGGCGGCUCAGGGCACAGCAGACGGAGAAAGACUGCCAGAUUAAAGGAAUUAUAAACAGACUCAUGGCUGUGGAGGAUGAGCUGAGGGGUGGACCUGUGAUUGAACCCAAAACCAGGAUGUUUGCUGAUCAGGAAGACCAGCUUUCCUCCUUGGGUUCAGCAGACGCCGGUGUGAAUAAAGGAGGAGGAGGAGGAAGAGGAGGAAUACUCCUUGCAGCUGACCCUGGAGUCUCUUCUUAUGGAAUCUCCCCAGACAAACCCCCUCGGAACGGAGUCCUGUCCCCCCCCUCGGCCCCGUCGGGCCCGUCUCCUCAUUCCCCUCCUCACCCUCACCGCAGCCAGAAUGGAGAGCUCCGUGGCAACCAAAAAUCCAUCCCAGUGUCAGUCACAACGGCAACUAGCCCCCCAGCAACCGAGACAUCAGUGUCUGGCCAAGCAGGAGGGGGAGCAGGUCAAUAACAACACCAGGCCAAAUAAAUGAGAGAAGAGCCAGAGCCUAAAAAAGUCACCCUAAUUUCACUAGAAUAGCCCCUCGUGUCGCCAUUUUAUUUUUGCUAUCCUGUGCUCAAACCAGAGAGAGAGAAGAAUUAUGUGGGGGGCAGCACAUAUUUUACACAUAGCAUGAACAGAAGAGAAUCAAGGGCUUUCAGGAGACCUGAUCUCCAAAGAUCCAAAAAGGCUUUGGUCAAUAUCUGUCUUUAGAGACAGGUGACUAUACUUUAAAUAUCUUGGAUAUCAUUGGAAUAUCAUAUGGUUUUUUGUUUUUUUUAAAGAAACCUUUUAACAAUCCUCUUACUUGUUGACCACAAGAAGGUUAAUGGAGAAAGCAAACGCAAACCCACAAGUAGAAUCUUGAUUAUACGGACUCAGUCGUAGUUGUCUUCUGUCUUGAAAAUGCUAUAAACAUCCUUUGGUGAAGACGUUGUAAUGUGGUCUAGCUUCCGUAGUGCCUUUCAGCAUCUAUAAACAGGGUUUUAAAAAAGUAGUAAAAUGUGCUAGCAAUGUUAUCACACUAGUGGUUGAAUCACACAGUGUAAUCAGAAAAUCAAAGAGAACUGUCAGUACGAUGCCAUUUUAACAAACCUGUGUGUCCAAGGCAAGACAAGUCCACUUUUUGUGGAUUUCACAACUUCAAACACUUGAGGGAAGUGGUUAUAGUCAUCAAAAUUGUAAUUAACUUCUUUUUUUUGUUCAUUUAUUUAUUUUUCGCCGAACUGGACUUGCAUUGUUUUCUCUUCUCAAUCUCAGAACCUGAUGAUGAUUACUUGGUGCUACAGAAACAAACCGUGUCAUUUCCUGUCUGUGUCACAGCACUGCCUCUCAUUCACUCACUGUCCAUUUGUCCUCGUCUACACGGCUCCUCUUUAAUUUACAUGCUACUGUCUAAAUGUCCUAAGUGUUUAUAUGUGCACAUAUGUGUGUGUGUGUGUGUGUGUGUGUGUGUGUGUGUCUCUGUGUGUGGGUGUGUGUGUGUGAAUUUGAGAGGGGUAGAGAGAGUGAGUGCAAAAAAAUGUAAUGUGAACGUUUGUUUACAUUGAUGUUCAUGAAGGAAGUGGAGUAAAAGGUGGACUCUGUCAGGUAAACUAUUGCCUUUCAAUCAAAAGAAAGGGGGCAGGUCAUUAGUGGGACAUAAUGGCAGGUAUAUAUCUGUAUAUGUAUAAAGGUAUAACAUCUAUUUUUCUAUGUAUGCGUCACUAUAUGCCUCAAGAAAGCUGUCCAUGAGAGCAUUGUAAGUGCCCAACUGAGAAUAUCAGUGCUGACAAAUAAUGUUUGAGAAUUAUUUGACUGAAAUGUAAGUUCUUGUCAUUAGUUAUUGUAAAAAUGGUUUUCGAAGAGGUGUAUGAUUAAGGUAUGUCAUCAUUUCUACUCUUUGAUUAUCCCUCGACCGAUCCUUAGUAACUCUUACUGGCCCUAAACUCAGAAAGAUGCUCGUAGUGACUUUUCUGUACAUUAUAAAAUUGUACCUUAAAAGCAUGCCAGAUAUCUACAGUAUUGUAUUAAGAUGGACUGUGUUUAGCAUAUCUUAAGUCUUGUUCUAUGUUAUCCAUCCUUUGUCCCAUUUCUUUUGUAUACUGUCCGUUGUUAUGUUUGUUUGGAAAAGAGUGACUUUAUUGCCAUUUUCUUUUAACUUUGCGCAAGACAUCCAUGUAUGUGUGCAUUGUUGUGCUGAUGCAACUAGCUAUUGUUCUUCAUGCGCUUCUAGUUUCAUGGAAAGGACAAAGGUUAACCCAUGUCUCCUUUUUUAGUUGUUUUGCAAGCGCAUACACUAGGCCUUACAAUAACGUAUAAAUGCAGCGAGCACAGCAUGCAAGUGUUGACAUGCCUGUACCACAGGCUACCAUGUGCAAUUGGCCUAUGAAAGACAAAUCACACAAUAACACUAUUAAGCUAUAAUGUCCAGAAGAGCAUCUAGCCAGGGGAAGGCAGGAACUGGUUUCGACCGAAGAGUGAAAAAUAAAGACAUAGAUUGAGGGCUAUCAUUUAAAUGACCUGUGCUGCAUCUAGUAAUAAAUACAAUGUGUUACAAUAGGGGAGAUGCACUGUAGGAUACAGGGUUGACAAUGCACAGUGCCAUGAAUAUACCUCAGACAAAGAAUUGAGAGACUCAGGUAAACAAACCAUUGCCUCACACCUGAACAUAAACAGGCAAAAACAGUAAAUGAAUGGCUGCCUCUGAGUGGUUGAUCCAUCUAUCGGAAGCAAUGAUUGGAUAGCACUCUACCAAGCUCCUCCCCUGUUCUUCUCUCUCUAUCUUCCUUCUCUCCCUCCAGCCAAUCACACAGCAUCAUGGAGGACAAUCGGGAACCUGAUUGGCUGAUGCAGCCAGGGCGGUACUCAGGAUGGCCUGGCCUUAAUUCAAGGGCACUAUCUCAUGAUUGACAGAAGGAGAAACUGAG
Clupea harengus (Atlantic herring) is the source of this 7695-nucleotide messenger RNA. RefSeq names its product synaptic Ras GTPase activating protein 1b (gene syngap1b). Bases 563 to 5257 code for a protein of 1564 amino acids. Lineage: Eukaryota; Metazoa; Chordata; Actinopteri; Clupeiformes; Clupeidae. Gene Ontology annotation, biological process: negative regulation of Ras protein signal transduction; regulation of GTPase activity. The record is from RefSeq and is a predicted model, not a curated record. The transcript is spliced from 22 exons.